Messenger RNA from Meloidogyne enterolobii, 807 nucleotides. The record is from the annotation of a GenBank genome assembly. NCBI's taxonomy places the organism in Eukaryota, Metazoa, Nematoda, Chromadorea, Rhabditida, Meloidogynidae.
AUGGAAAUUAUUUUUUGGAAGAAAAAAAAUUAUGGAAGAGGAUAUUUGAAGGAUAUAAAAAAUCCAAGGGCAGAAGAACUUCUUCAAAAAAAGGAGAGAAAAGGGAAAGGAGAGACUUGCCGCUUUCCAACCGGUUUGAUUAUAAUAAUAACGCCAACCGGCUGGGAGAGGAAAAAACUAAUUUUAAUUAUGAAUAGUAGCCGGAGGAUAUUUUUAUUUAAUUUGUGUCUUUUUAAGCAUCUUUUAUUAACUCUUCCUUUCUUCUUCCGUAUUCUUCCCUCAUUUUUCUUCUUCCGUAUUCGUCUUUCAUAAUUUUUCUUCUCCUAUUCUCCUUCCCCCCACCCCUUUUUUUUACUCUUCCUCCUUCCAUCUUUACCCUUAUCUCUUUCCUCCAUUCGCUUCACUCAUUUUUCUUCUCUUUCCUUCAUUUUCUUCUUCUUCUUCCAUUUUUCUUCAACUUCUAUUCCCUCAUUUCCCUGAACUUCUCCUUUUAGAAAACACCUCCUACCUUCCUCUAUUCCUCCCUUCAUUCACUUCCUAAUUUAUUCAUUCUUCGUCAUUGUGAUUCUUAUCAUCUUCAACUUUUAGUCCUUUCAGUUUUUAACGUUCUUUUAUUUUUCCAAAAAUUCUUUUUCCAUUAUUCAUCUUCAUAAUUUUAUCCUUCUUCCGUUUUCCUUAUUUUCCUCUUUAAGAUUAAAAGGAAGAAAGAAAAAUGGACAUGACAACAAAAAAAGACGGACUUGGCGUACUCCUCUCUUAUUAAUCUUCACGCGACUCUAUUCACGCCACUGGACAACAGGCUUGAAA